AUGACGGUAUACCAUGUCACUGGCGGAACCCUCUCAGCCGGCCUCGUCAAAGCAGCUCCAGCAGCGUUCUUCUUCAACGUCAAGGACUUCCACACCUUGUGCACCGACACGUUCCCCAACCAGGAAUGUACUAGCAACUUCGACGUCAGUUUCCAGAACUCGGACUCGUACCAUUGCUCCGUCAGCGAUACGGACAGCGACUACGUCUACUGCCUCACCCCAGGCCCGGAGGUCAGUAUCGCUGCUUACAUCCAGCAGACGAAGGUCGAUCAGGAAGACACGCAGCGCACUUUGAAGCUUCGCUAUGAGUUGGCGUUCCCUGGCAGUGCGCCUCGGGACACGUUUGGGUCGAAGGUCUUGAGUGAGCCCCAGGACCCUAACUUCACUGUGGCCGCACAGGAGUGA
Molecule: messenger RNA, 405 nt
Organism: Fulvia fulva
Lineage: Eukaryota; Fungi; Ascomycota; Dothideomycetes; Mycosphaerellales; Mycosphaerellaceae
Exons: 2
Coding region: 1-405 (134 amino acids)
Source: RefSeq, a predicted model, not a curated record